Messenger RNA from Asterias rubens (European starfish), 761 nucleotides. Its product is annotated as tRNA-specific adenosine deaminase 2-like. Gene Ontology annotation, molecular function: tRNA-specific adenosine-34 deaminase activity; zinc ion binding. Gene Ontology annotation, cellular component: cytoplasm; nucleus. The transcript has a single exon. NCBI's taxonomy places the organism in Eukaryota, Metazoa, Echinodermata, Asteroidea, Forcipulatida, Asteriidae. The record is from RefSeq and is a predicted model, not a curated record. Gene Ontology annotation, biological process: tRNA wobble adenosine to inosine editing. Bases 23 to 550 code for a protein of 175 amino acids.
AGUCAGCUUGUAUCUUUUUAAAAUGGAGGAUGCAGAGAAACCUCAUAGGAAUUGGAUGAAGAAAGCAUUGGAUUCAGCAACUGCUGCCCUCAAUCGGGGAGAAGUCCCAGUUGGGUGCUUACUUAUUUAUGAUAACAAGGUCAUCGCUACCGGCAACAACAGAGUCAAUGAAACCAUGAAUGCUACGAGACAUGCUGAGUCCAUUGCUAUAGAGGGUGCUCUUCAAUGGUGCAGAGAAAACUGUUUGGCAUCAGAAGAUGUCUUUAAGGAGACAACUUUAUAUGUGACUGUAGAGCCGUGUAUUAUGUGUGCGAGUGCUUUGCGAAUGAUUGGUGUACCAUUAGUGGUGUAUGGUUGUGCGAAUGAACGAUUUGGUGGUUGUGGAUCAGUCAUUUGUAUCCACUCUGAUAAUAUUCCUUCUCUGGGAAAACCAUUUCAAUGCAUUCCAGGAAUUUAUAAAAAGAAAGCCAUCCAGCUUUUGAAAAACUUUUAUAAAGGACAAAAUCCAAAUGCACCAAAUCCAAAAGUCAAGCCUGGGAAAGAUACAUAAAAUGAUAGUAUGGAAUUGCAAUUGAAAAUAACUUAGCGGUUAUAGUCAAUGCACCAUUUUCACAAUUCAACCAUGAGUAUCUGUAUCUUGUACGCAUACAAUCACCCAUGGGGCUGUUGCCACAUGGACAUGGUUCAGGGUGUGUAGAGGAGUUAACUAUUUGGGUGAGCCAUUGAAAUUGAAAUAAAGCAUGCCAUGUUAACAUAGCUGU